AAACUAUUUUGUUUCACAUUUUCCGCACGUUGACGUUUUCACUGUACUUCACGUCUAACAUUGUAGCAGGCGUUUUACGGCGUGUCUCGUUGUAAACAUAAGCCCGGUAUUGUGUGGACCAUGGAUGAGCAUGUCGUCGCUAUGUGUGAGCAGCUUAUCAAGGCUGUGAACGUGACCAUGAAUGCCGAAUCGAGUCAAAUAUACCGACUGGAGGCCCUAAAGUUUUUCGAGGAGUUUAAAGAGAAAAGCCUCCUGUGUGUCCCGUGUGCCUUACAUCUAGCAGACAAAACCCAGCCAGCUGUAAUCAGGCACUUUGGCUUGCAAAUCUUUGAACACGUCAUCAAGUUCCGAUGGAACGAUAUGCAACAACAAGAGAAAAUCCAGGUUAAAGACUGUACCAUGCAGCUUUUGUUAAAAGGUACGCAUCCGAUCCUAGAGGAGGAAAGCUAUGUCAAAGAUGUGCUCUCACGAGUGGUGGUGGAAAUGAUCAAGAGGGAAUGGCCGCAGAAUUGGCUGAAUAUGCUGGAGGAGAUGGAAACUGUUGCAAGCGUAGGGGAGGCCCAAACGGAGCUUGUGAUGCUAAUUCUGCUGAGGCUGGCGGAGGAUGUGAUCACCUUCCAGACGCUGCCUCAACAGCGGCGCCGAGACAUCCAGCAGACACUUUCGCAGAACAUGCACAGCAUCUUCAGAUUCCUCAUGGCCAUUCUGCACCAAAAUAUCGAAGAGUACCGAAAAGUGAAAGGGUCGCCACAGAAUGAAAUGAAGGCCAGGGCUCACUGCAGAGUCGCUGUGGCAACACUGAGAACGCUGGCCGGCUACAUCGACUGGGUGUUUCUGGUGUACAUCACGUCUGGCAACUGCCGUCUACUGGAGAGCUUGUGUCUGCUGCUGAGCGAGCCGGAGCUACAGUUGGAAGCGGCCGAGUGUCUCCUUAUUGCCAUCAGUCGCAAGGGAAAGCUGGAGGAUAGGAAGCAGUUCAUGCUGCUGUUCGAUGACGUCGCCAUUAAUUAUAUUCUUUCUGCAGCCCAGUCAGCUGACGGUCCUGCCUCCUCUGAAACACAACCAGUUGAGGUGGUUGAGCGGCGCUACGUGUUCCUCAAGAGGUUGUGUCAAGUGCUGUGCGCACUGGGAAAUCAGCUCAUCUCAUUGGUGGGUUCCGAUGUCAAAGUGGGUGUUCCUGCAAACCUCAGCAAGUACUUGGAAGCCUUGUUGGCUUUCACAACACAUUCCAGCCUGUUUCUGAGGUCGUCCACUCUGCCCACGUGGGCGUCCAUCUUCAAACAUGAGACCCUCUCCCAGGAGCCCGUUGUUGUCGAAAUGACCAUCAAGUUCCUCCGAACGGCCAUAAACAACCUCGUCAAGAUGGGUUUUCCCACCAGGAACGAUCACCCAAGUUGUCAAUACUCGCGUGUGGACUUUGACAGCGACGAGGACUUCACCGCUUUCUUUAAUUCGUUCCGGUCACACCUUGGAGAGGGCGUGAGGUGUGCAAGUCGCCUCGUUCCCUUGGAGGCUUUUCAGAUGGCUGCAAUGUGGCUGCAACACCAGCUGGGCAAUGCCACACCUCGGGACGAGGGGCUGUGCCCACGCUUUUCUGCGCCAGUGCUGGAGUGGGACGCCAUGACCGUGUUCAUGGAGUGUGUGGUGCCUCAGGUCCUCAAGAGCCUCGAGGAAGAGAAAUUACCGGUAGACGGGAGCGUGGAGCUGCUGCAGGCCGUGCUGGGCUACGACACCAAAGAUCCUCCCAUCGUGUCCUGCUUGCUCACCAACAUGUCCACGCUCUUCCCCUUCGUCAAACACAGACCCCAGUUCCUGCCUCAGGUCCUUUGCAAGCUGUUUGAAACCAUUACAUUUGGAUCUGUUCCGGAUUUUAAGACACCACGCAGCCGAGCCGUAAACAACGCGAGGAGGCACGCCUGCUCGUCCAUUAUCAAGAUUUGCCGGGAUUAUCCACAGUUGGUCUUGCCUUGCUUCGACAUGUUUUACAACCACGCGAAGGAGAUGUUCUCCAGCGACUCCACACUUACGUUUCUGCAGAAGUGCGCCCUGAUGGAGUCUCUGGUCCUCAUCAGUAACGAGUUCAAGGACUAUGAGAAACAAAAGGCUUUCAUAGAUGAGCUGCUGGCCUCCGUGAUUGCCGACUGGACUUCGGAUGCCAUGAAGCAAGUGCUUUCCAAUCCGGCCAUGUUCCUAUCCUUCGUUGGAGCUGAUCAAGUAGUCAACGAGCAGCACCAAGAGGCGGAGGCUGCCGGGAUCAAUAGGGGGAGGCUGGGCUUCUGUUUGAACGCCAUGCUGGCCGCGGUGAAGCGGGCGCGCUGGCCUGCGGACCCGGAAGCAGCCAAGGCCGGAGGCUUCUUUGUGGGCCACACGCUGUUGGGCUCACCCAUUUACAGAAACCCCUGCGCUGCCCAGUUUUUAGCCUUCCUGCCCAACCUCCUGGCUCUCCUCAAAACCCAAAACAGUUUAUUUACGCCGGAGAACAAAGCACGCUUGAGUGAGACGUUUACCAGAGCGCACGAGCUGACGAACGGAGAGAGGAAUGUGGUUCUCGGUCUGAUUAAUUCUAUUCAGGAUUCGUAUGACGCACCUUCCUUUAAAACAAACGCGGAACGCAUGCAGUUCUUUUUUGCCCAGCUGUACGACCACAGUUUCCAACUCCUGGGAAACGGAGGACUUUCGCUGCAGCAAGAGUUUUACAACAUUGACAGGCUGGCCGAGGAACUCUCCGCCUCGACUUUCUUCUCCCUCGACCACGUACCAGAUUACAGACUUCGCCCUGUCAUUCGGUUGUUUCUAAAGCAGAUGGUGCUGUCGUGUCCCGCGGAAUACAACGACAGUGUCCUCUGCCCCCUGCUCGGCCCGCUCUUCAGCUACAUUCUGCAGCGUUUAAACAUGAAGUGGCAAGUUAUUAUCCAGAGGGCUUCUGCCAAUGGUGAGGAGGAGGAGGAAGAGGAGGAGGUAGUGUGUCAGGAGAGUCAGGUGACACAGGAGAUGUUGGAAGAGCAGCUGGUGCGCCUUCUCACCAGGGACGUGCUGGAUUUCAUCACCGCAACCUGCAUUUCCCGAAAAUUGCCCGAGCCGGCUGCCAGUAAGGAAGAAAUAGAAGAGGAGGACGUGAUGAUGGAUGCAACGCAGGCAUCAUCCGCUGCCCCGGCCACAGAUGAGCUCACCGAACUGGGGAAAAGCCUAAUGAAGGAUGAGAACAUCUACAUGACCCUGUUGUCGUUUUCAUUCACCUCGCUCUCGUGGAAGGACGCCACGUACUGUAACCGCACGGCGUCCUUCAUCUGCUGGACCCUUCUGCGGCAGGUGAUGGGCUGUAACCUUCUUCCGGAGGCGGUCUCUUGGUUCUUCGUCAGCGUCCUCAAGGGCCUCCAGAUGCACGGGCAGCAUGAGGUCUGCAACGCCAGCCUCUCUCAGCUGGCCAUGCAAAUCUACGACAACCUGCGCCCCCGCUACGUGGAACUGAGGACGGUGAUGAACCAGAUACCCAACAUCAAUAUGGAGUCUCUGGAAACGUAUGACCACAGGCUGCUGGAGUCCAACGCGAAGAUCGGCGAGAAGAAGAGGAAAGACAAGUUCAGGAAGCUCAUCGCUGGAACCGUUGGGAAAGCUCUGUGCCAGCAGUUCAGGAAAGAAGUCCACAUCCGGAAUCUUCCUUCUCUCUACAAGAAGGUGAAGCCAGACAAGGAUGUGCUGAGCACCGAUGAGACGACCGGGAUUACGGCACUCUUCGACUCGGAGAAUCACUUUUUGUAGGAGGAAGAGUAGGCCACAUCUUCUCUAAUGAACUCUUUCUGGACACGAGGUGUGCUGCAACCAAUAUAUUGUUAACUUAAAAGUCUAAUUGCCUGCGUCGUUUUUGAACAUUUUCGUAAAACAACAAAAACUCAGCUAAAAGGUCCAGUCACCUCAACUCAACCUUUGCGGAUUACUUGGACGGUUUAGAAUCGACACAGACAUGAAUAAAAGUAAUUUUAGUAAACACAUUUAUUUUUUUAUUGAUUUGUGACAGUAUGUUCAAAAUGACUUGGGCAAUUAUGCUGUUAGGCAAAUUAUAUCUUGUCAACAUCUCACUCCUGCUGCUUAUGAUUACUCUCACUCUUACACAGCAUGUUUUGUAACUACAAAACAAGCGAAUUUUCAUGAGGAGUAAUAUUUUCCUCUUAUCCACACUAGUCAGCUUUAAUGUGCUCACAUUGUUUAGUAUCAAAAUUGUCAUUACGGUGUGUUAUAUGGAAAACAAAGGUGGCACGGUGCACACUUUUUUCCCCGCAAUUGGAUUAAUUAAUAGUUCUGGAUUAUCUGUUAUUUGGUACCUCAUGUAGGAAGUUUACUAUAAUGGAUGUUUAAUGGAAAUCGUUUAAUAGUGAAAUAAGCUUUUCUGUAUUGUAUAUUAUGUACAGUACUUGGUAUUGGUCAGUUGUUAUCAGCGCCCCAAGUACUAAUUUAUGUUCUGUCAUGUUUUGUUUCAUUAUGUGCCUCAUGUUUAAACCAAGCCACAUUACAAACGGUAGACAAUUGUGUUCAUGAUAUUAAAAAAAAAAAGGAACCGGUGAUACAUUCCAAGGAAUUGUUUUUAGCGUAUUAUAUUCAUUUGAUGUGGUCUGCUUCUGAUGAGCUGUGAAAGUAAGGAUUAUUUGUUUUUUCAUUUUGUAGAUUUAGCACUUUUGAUUUUUUUUUUCCCCCUUCACUUUUUUUUGUAAGCAUGCAGAAAGAAACACGCAGCUCGAACCUUUGUUCCCCCCGAAAAAGUGACUCGGACCCUUGGAACAUUCACAACUGUCUCUGUGGUAAUUGCUUGUAACACUAAAAUUUGGAAGAAAAAAACAAAGGGGAAAAGCCUCUGUAAACGUUUAGUGUGGUUGAUAGUUUGCUUUUGAAUAAAAAAAAACUGUUUUGUCCUCUCGUGCAGAAAAUGUAUUUAAAUGUUAAAACAGGUUUUAAAGUACAUUUAAAAUACCGAUUUUGGGAUUGAAUGUUUUUAGAAACAAACUUCAAGAUCAAGAGUGAAUUAUGUGGAAGCGUGUCAUUUAAUCACAAACAUUACAGUUGCAGGUUUUUGUUUAUGUACACAAAUGAAAAUUAUGAGUGAACAAUUCUGGUUUAAAUCCUUUACAUUUCAAAACAUUUAGAUUUUCUACUUUUGAAGUUGUCAAUAUAGGCUUAUUACAAUGUUUAAACUUUUUGAAUGAUGACACAAUGUAAAAAAAAAAAAAAAAUUAAUAUCUAGGAGAAGUACUUUGGCCACCUCUCAACUCCAGGAAGUCAAAGCCAAAAUUCUAAUGCCAAACUGCAAAACUGUGACAUGAUAACCACUAUUUCACAGAUACAACCAUAACGUUUUGCUGUACUUCUUGAUGAGUUGUACGAGUAUGACUAGUGGUACACAGGCUCCUAGUAGAAUGUGAAACAAUCGCUGAAUGAAAUAUUCAUACUAUGCAUGACUUUACAGUGUUUAAUUUUUUCUUAAUCCAUUAAAGUACACAACAUUUUAGUACAAUUCAGUCGUCUUUAACUUUUGAGUAAAAUUGACAUGCUAUCAUUUUUAAGUUUUUGUUUUAUAUGUUUAUAUCUUUUCACUUUCAUCUCAUUUUAAUUGAAUCAUUUAAGUACAAUUGGUGAAGAAACAAUCCAAAUAUUUUAAUGUUUGUCGUGAUGGUGCCUGGAGGGUCAAGUAUUUUAAGGUAUUCUAAAGAGCUACCUCCUUCAUAUUAGAAAACGAACACUAAAAUGUUCUCAAACAUUGCAAAUUUAUUCAUUAAAACACAUUUUUCAUCUCGAACAAAUAUGUAAUGUGGAAAAGCAUUUUUGAGGUGGUAUUCGUGUAAAAAUUGAGAACGGCUCAACUUAAACCUUGACUUUUACUCCAUCCACGACCACCUUGACGGCAACAACCGCGGUUGCUUGGCAACUACGACAUUUCCGGUCAAACCAGCUAAUAGUACGCAGGUGUGUUUAACUUGCCUACAAGUCUUCCAAACUCGCUUUUCUGGCCCAUGCUAGGGGAACAUGCCAACUGAACGUAAGUUCGGUUCGACAUGUUCGUGAAGGUGUGUUUAUUACUCGUAUUUGGGUGUCUUUUUGGAACCGUUAUGACUGGCCGUCGAGCCAAGAUGCCGGGUGAGCCCCACCACCUGCCGGUGGGCAGCCUCCGAGUGGUGGUGGAGUGCGGCGGCGGCUCGCUUCGCCGUGGCCGAAUUCAACGGAGUCACGACUUACCGAGGAACACUUUCUUGAAAACGUCAGACAAAGUUCAGUGGCCCCACCUACCCCUUCAUCCCGUCGAGGAGGCAGUCCCAAGAAGAAGGAAGAGAGGAACAGGGGAGGGGUCGGCUCCCCUCCCCUCAGCCCCCAUUGACACACAUACAUACUCACUUCUUCCUGGCUCAUACAUGCACUCUGCUCCAUGAGGGGAGCAGCGGCUGAGGAGGGAGCGAGAGAGAGAGAGAACACGCCAGCGUCUGCAGGUGUCCCACCCUCCAGCUCCUUUUCCUCCUCAUGGAUGCUUCAUGACGUGUGUGCCAUGGAGGGAAGCCAAAAUGGAACGAUGCAAGGCUAAAGUCGCUCCCAGCAAACCGAGUGAGCGUGAUUGUUUAAAAGUGCUGGCAGUGGGUCAAAGGUUGGAGGCAGGCGAGUGGUGACCUCACAGAGAGGCCAGAGUGACAUCUGACCCCUAACUGGGCGUGCGGUCCAACCCUGGAGGAUACAACGCAACAAUAGCCAGGCACGUGCCUUGGCCUGGUCACCAUGGUAACAAAGGACCUUUUGGCAUGAGAGGGCAAAAGACGGUGUGGGGUGGGGUGUAUCGGUCGUAGCUGUCCCUUCAUUGUGAUCAGUGUUAACCAUCUGCUGCCAAUUGACGUGGAUGCGUAGGACACAUCCUCGCCACCAUUGAAGUGGCUGACUGGGUAAUCUCUGCAGGCAACUGUGAAGGUGCUUUUUAUUCUCACAAUCACCUGGAGAGAUUCUGCAGUUUGUCUCACAAUUGUGGCUUGAUCGUCAUCAUCACUCUGUCGAGAUUGCACCGUGCAAAACCUUCAGCCAGCAUGGGCUAAUGGAAGAUUAUUAAACGCAGGCAGACAACAACAGAGUUGCUACAGAGCUGCACUGAAUCAAUGGGGGUCCUUUCUUAGAUUUAUUUUAUUAUCCAGUCAGAUUGCAGCUUUUGUGUUGCAAUGUCAAUUUAAUCUACCUAAGACCUCCACAAUCAGUAGUGCUGCUGAUGUGAUUUAGACUAUAUUCGGAAAACAUGCAAGCAUCUGCUUACAUUAAAGGGACCAUUAUCAUACUCAACUCA
Messenger RNA from Hippocampus zosterae (dwarf seahorse), 7300 nucleotides. Its product is annotated as exportin-5. Gene Ontology annotation, molecular function: small GTPase binding; nuclear export signal receptor activity; RNA binding. The record is from RefSeq and is a predicted model, not a curated record. The transcript has 36 exons. Gene Ontology annotation, cellular component: RNA nuclear export complex; nucleus; cytoplasm. The coding region runs from base 121 to 3759 and encodes 1212 amino acids. Lineage: Eukaryota; Metazoa; Chordata; Actinopteri; Syngnathiformes; Syngnathidae. Gene Ontology annotation, biological process: protein export from nucleus; RNA export from nucleus.